CACCUAGCUUUCGCAGUUUCAUUUCAUUGCUCGAGCGCCUGAGAGAGAGAGAGAGAGAGCAGGUAGCGGCGGCACCGGCACCGUCGGAUGAGAAAGAUUUCAUUCAUUAUUGUUGAUUUUGUAGAGGAAGCAAGCUUUCUAAAGUCUCUCUCUCACUCCACCAACUGAAAUCGUCGAGGUUUGAGGAUCUGUGCGGGCGAUCCUUUUCAGAGCUUUCGACUGCGCUCCCACCCCUUAAUUAAAAUCUCUGCUUGCUAGGUGCGGUGCAGAAACAAGGAAGCUAUCCGGCAGAGAUGUCAGUGCAGGAGUAUCUGGAAAAGCACUUGCUUUCACGCAAAAUCGAGGACGCCGUCAAUGCCGCCGUCAGGGCCAAAACUCCUGAUCCUGUUCUCUUCAUCUCCAAUCAUAUGAAGAAGGCUGUUCCUUCAGUCAUAACGAAGAUUCACGCCCGGCAAAUCCUUGAUAGCAGAGGGAUUCCAACAGUUGAAGUCGACUUGCAAACUAACAAAGGCACCUUCCGCGCUUCAGCUCCUAGUGGUGAUGUUACUGGAAUGUACGAGGCUGUUGAGCUACGUGAUGGGGACAAGGGAAUGUAUCUUGGGAACAGUGUGAUGAGAGCAGUCAAGAAUAUCAAUGAGAAAAUCUCUGAAGCAUUGGUUGGUAUGGAUCCAACAUUACAGUCUCAAAUUGAUCAGGCCAUGAUAGACUUGGACAAAACAGAAAAGAAGGGCGAACUUGGAGCAAAUGCCAUAUUAGCUGUGUCGAUUGCUGCGUGCAAGGCGGGAGCUGCUGAGAGAGAGAUUCCCCUCUACAAGCACAUUGCUGAGCUUUUUGGUAACACUAGCCUCAGUCUUCCUGUUCCUGCCUUCACUGUCAUCAGUGGUGGAAAACAUGCUGGAAAUAAUUUGGCCAUUCAGGACAUCAUGAUUCUUCCAAUUGGAGCCAACAGAUUUGAUGAGGCAUUGCAGAUGGGCUCUGAGACAUAUUCUCAUCUAAAGGCUGUUAUUACUGAAAAAUAUGGCAUACAUGGAUGCAAUGUUGGUGACGCUGGUGGCUUUACUCCAAACAUCUCAAGUGUUCAAGAAGGUUUGGAUCUGGUAAAAGAGGCUAUUGCGAGAACAGGAUACAAAGACAGGAUAAAGAUAGCUAUUGAUGUUGCUGCCACUGAUUUCUGCAUAGGCACAAAAUAUGAUUUGGACUUCAAAACGCCAAACAAAUCAGGGCAAAAUUUCAAGUCGGGGGAGGAUAUGAUUGAAAUGUACAAAGAGCUAUGUGCUGAUUAUCAAGUUGUGUCAAUUGAAGAUCCAUUUGACAAAGAAGACUGGGAACACAUCAAAUACUUUUCUAGCCUUGCACUCUGUCAGGUAGUUGGGGACGGCUUGUUGAUGUCAAAUCCUAAACGGGUUGAGAGAGCCAUACGCGAAUCUACUUGCAAUGCUCUGCUUCUCAAGGUGAAUCAGAUUGGGACGGUGACAGAGGUGUUCGAGGUAGUGAGGCUAGCAAAGGAUGCCCACUGGGGAGUGGUGGCGUCUCAUCGAAGUGGAGAAACCGAAGAUUCGUUUGUAGCUGAUUUAGCGGUGGGGCUCGGGUUGGGUCAGAUCAAAGCAGGUGCUCCUUGCAGGGGAGAGCGAGUGGCCAAGUACAACCAGUUGCUCCGGAUUGAGGAAGAGUUUGGCGAUAAUAUGAGCUUUGUCGGGGAAGACUGGAGAUCGAUCUGAUUCGUUUCGAGGCUCCCCUGCUGGUUUCCAUUUUGAACAAUAACUGGGAGUUAUUCUGCUGGUACUCUUGUGUUUUUCUUAAGGUUAUUGCUUUGUGUGAGAAAAUUUUUGUAGCAGUAGCAUGGAUGGAGUUGUUGGUAUGGGUCCUUAACAAAGGACAUGCUCCGAUAAAAAUCGUUUUGUAAGGCUAUAACUUUUACAGAACGCUAGUCUCGCCGGGAGGCGGGAGCGGCCGAAAAUAGGGUCAGUCCAUCCACCAUUCUCGACACGCACGUCCGCGGCCCCUCUGUUUCAUGCAAAGGUUACGCACACGCUAUAACGCCAUAUGCUUUGCCUGGGCAGCAAAAAUGGCAAAAAUAAAAAGAACAUUGUGUUGCUAAUCAUUUAAUCUCAAUAAUUUGAGUUGUUGGUAUCCCUAAAUUGGUGCUAAGCCGGCGACUUGCGUUAUGUUUACAUUAACUGCAUCGUUUUCAUCUUUUCAAUAUAAGCGGCACAAGGUAUCUUUUUACUUUUUCUCACCAGAAAUGUAAUCUACUAUCGAGACCCAUUUGUGGAUACAAGAUUGAUAUUGUUUGUUUAUGAUGUAUGAUGCGGGUUUGGAGAAUGUGAUCCUGAGGAUGGGUUCAUACUUUUUUUUUUUUUUAAUGAAUUGUUUAACCUUGACUUGAUCGAAUAGCUUCAGUUGUUCAACCUUAAUUUGAUCGAUAUAUAACUUGCAUCGCAAAGUAGUGUUCGUUACUCUGAACAGCUGCAACAGGUGAAGAUUGACUUAAAAAAGCAAGAUAGUCAGCUCGUAAUUGGCUUCUUGGUAAACAUGUUUAAUACGAAAUUGCUAGAAUAAACAACCCCAAAAGACGGCCAAUCGCAACAUGUGUUUAAUAGAAUAGAUGGGGUCAUUGAGAGUCGACUAGAAGAUCCUCCGGUUGCAGAAAACUCUAAUAUCAUGUCAAGAACCAAUUAAUUCAAAUAAUUCAAAUUGUUGAAAAAAAUUUAGCCGUGCAACAUAUACCAUUUACUAACGGGAGGGAGCCUUGCAAAGCUCGGUUCAUUGAAAAUACCACUUGUUGCAUUACAAAUUAUGUACUAUUUCUACUUCGAAAAAUCCGUACGAAACAUAAUAAUAAAGUGAACUGUUAUUAGAUUUUUUCACACAUAAUAAAACAUGAAACCGAAGGGGAAAAACUAAGUUGACCGGUUGAUUAUUGACUUGGCCCGCCAUUCUUCCUAGGGAUGGCAACAAAACCCGAAUCCGCGGGUACCCGAUCCAACCCGGUCAAAGCGGAUAAAACCCGUAUUGAUGGGUUUUGGGCCGGGUUCGGGUUUAAACCCGUUCACUAUUCACCAGGUUGGGUUUGGGUUUAGGUAAACCCGCCUCAUGGGUACCCUUUCACACCCAUAUAAUUAAUUUUCCCGGUAUAUUUCUAAACAACUAAUCUUCUUUAUGUUUGUGGAGACAUGUAUAAUUUUUUCUUUUUAAUUGUGUAGAAUGAAGUUGAUAUUAUCGAGUGGGAGUGAAAAAGCUUAAUUGACAAGAAGGAAGACUUAAUCAUGUUGUUUAUGGAUAAUUUAUGAUUUGCUUCAAUUUUUCUGAGUUUUCUAGAUUGGUAUUGAACAAUUUGUAUGGUUAAUUUGUGAUUUGCUUGAAUUUUCUAUAGCCUAUGUUUGACCUGGCUAUUAGAAGUGCUUUUCGACUUCAAAAGCUGAAGCAGGGCCAAACACCUCUAAAAGCUCGGAUUUUGAAAAGCCGAAAAGCGCUUUUGUACAACAUAAAAUCAGAAGCUCCGAUUUGGAGCUUCUGCGAAAAACUGUUUUGAAAUACAAGAUUAUCCUUACCAUAUUUUAAUAUUAUUUCAGAAAACAUAAUUUUCUUUCAUUUAUAUCAUUUUAAAAAAUAAAAUAAAUAAUUAAAACAUAUUAAUUAGUAUAAAAGAAGUUUAACAAG
This is a messenger RNA of Linum trigynum, 3660 nucleotides long. NCBI's taxonomy places the organism in Eukaryota, Viridiplantae, Streptophyta, Magnoliopsida, Malpighiales, Linaceae. The record is from the annotation of a GenBank genome assembly.